UUCCAUGACUUAUUUGAGAAAGCGGAUGUGGUUGGUCCGCCAUAAUCAUUCGUGUGGGUCUGUGCUUGUGUGGUUUGGGUGUCUUACCGGUGCCAACCAUUAUUUUUAAUUAGUAAUAAGUUAUGCGUAUGAAUCCAGACAUGGACGAUGAUGAGAAGGGAAAACUGUUUGUCGGGGGUCUGUCAUGGGAAACGUCCCAAGAGAACUUGCAGCGGUAUUUCUCCCGUUAUGGCGACGUCAUCGACUGCGUCGUGAUGAAGAACAGCGAGUCGGGUCGCUCGAGGGGUUUCGGCUUCGUUACGUUCGCUGAACCAGCUUUGGUUAAUGUCGUUCUGCAGAAUGGACCCCAUCAGUUGGAUGGCAGAACAAUCGAUCCAAAGCCGUGCAAUCCCCGAACUUUGCAAAAACCAAAACGGGGCGGUGGCUACCCUAAGGUUUUCCUCGGCGGUCUGCCUUCUAACAUCACUGAGACCGACCUGCGUGUGUUUUUCGGUCGUUAUGGGAAAGUCAUGGAGGUCGUCAUUAUGUAUGACCAGGAGAAAAAGAAGUCUCGAGGUUUUGGAUUCCUGUCGUUUGAAGACGAGAUCUCCGUGGAAAGAGUGACCCAGGAACACUUCAUCAACCUCAACGGGAAACAAGUGGAGAUCAAGCGUGCGGAGCCACGCGACGGGUCCGGUAAGCUGGGCUCGGGCGGCGGUGGCAUGGGCGGCGGGGGCAUGGGCGGAGCGCCCGGGGACGCGCCCGCCGCCGGCCAGUGGGGGCCGCCGCAGGCCGCGCCCAUGAACAUCAUCCAGGGGCACAACGGACAGAUGGGAGGCCCGCCCAUCAACAUGCCCAUGGCUGGUCCCAAUAUCAUGCAAGGGUACCAGGGCUGGGGCACGUCGGCCGGGCAGACGUCGUACGCGGGCUACGGCGCGGCCGGCGGCGCGGGCGGGCCCGGCAACUACCAGGGCUGGGGCGCGCCGCCCGCCCCGCAGGCGCCGCCGCACGCGCCCGCCUGGCCCGCCACCAACAACUACACGCAGCACGCGCAGCCGCCCGCGCAGGGAUACGGCAGCUACGCAAACUACAGCUCCGCUCCCGCGGGCGCUUCCGCCGGAGGCAGCUGGACCAACUGGAGCAUGCCCCAAAACUCCAACUCCACUGGCUCUGGCUCGUACGUGCCGCUGUCGGAGGGCGGCGAGAUGUACGGGCGCGGCGGCGGCGGCGCGGCGGGCGGCGCGGCGCCGGCGCUGGCGGGCGCGCUGUCCUCCGCCGCGCUGUCCAAGUCCUCCUCCGCGGACUACUCCACCUACCAGCAGUACCCGCCCGCCUACCAGCAGGACCAGUUGGUCGAUCAGGGCCCACAAGAGUGGCUCCUCCACAAAGACAAUUAGAGAUAUGGGUGGGUUCGGAUGAGGGUAUGUCGCGAAACUCUGGGGAUUUCUCACUAUGGACGGUUCGGUCAUGCGACGAUUACGCGGGCUCACCUUAAAGGCAUCGCACCGCACUAGAUUUUAAGCUUACCUUUAGAUCCAUUUAUUGUUCAUAAUGCAUUUUUUGUAGACGUGCGAGAUGAUUAAAUCGCUUUGUUUCAUCUCAAUACUUGUAAAAUUGGCAUUUAAAGUACAAAUUAGUAAAAUUUGGAUUUUUUCAUAUUGUUACAGGUUCAUUAAUAGAUAAUUUUAACGAUAAAUAAUAUUAAGAGCUGUACUUUAAGUGUUCAGAGAUGAAAUUCGAACUUCUGUUAAUUGUAAUCAGAGAGCAUAUAUGCAAAACUGUUCUGAAUCAUCAUGGACGGCGCUGAAUGUGGCCAACGACAUGCUCUCAACUCAUUGGUCACUUGCAAGUAGAAAAAAUAUUAUCCGAAUCCACAUUGAGCGCCCCAUGAUGGCGCAUGACGUGUCGACGCUAAAGCCAUAGUUUUGUUUGUGUUUGAUAAAUUUCUAUUUUUAUACUCCUUACAUUAACCGUAAUAGUCGAAAGUCUCAAUCAGAAUGGUGGCGUGAAGUUUUGUAGGCGUUGGCUCGACACGUCAAGCGCACCGUAAUCAUGAUUUUUCGUCUUAUUAUUAGCUCGUAAUUGUUUCUACAUAUAAAAAAUAUCUAAAUAUUAAAAAUCUAUUAAAAUCUUUUUUGAUUUUUUAAGCGAUAAUUAGACGAAUUAUCACUUAAUACAUACUCGUACAUUAGAUUGUCAACGCAAGUGGCCUAAUUCAAUAGAAUGUAAUCAAUUUGAAGCUGGUAUAUUAUUGUUUCUGUUUAAUACAAUUAUCUGUAGAUAAAGCUUUACAACUCAUAAUCAUUUUGAGGCCACUGCGUAACGGUUAUUUUGAAUAGGCCCCUUUGCGCUAACGGUCCAAUAUUUAAUCCGACGACCUUUAACCGGACGUCCUGCCUUGUAUACUUCGUCUAGUAUCUCGGCAGUGAAAUAUUACAAAUUCAAUUGUAAAAUACAAGGGGGUAUCAUGUAAAUCCGAAGGGGUAGUGUCGCGCGAGUGGGGAGAUUUGUAGGAUUGUCAACAGUUCGAUAUUUUAUCGAAUCGCAACUUCCAAUAAAAAAUGUUUUUUUUUUUUAAAUAUUUUUAUUUUUAAUCUACAUAACAAUUAAAUUUGAACUUGUGCACUAUCGAAUCUUCUUUUACUUCGGACAUUACAUUUCCGAUGCGAUGCGUCCGGGACUAGUCGACAAUCCUAGCGAUACUAGACGGGGUAUAGACGGCGGGGUCCGCUAACGUGUGCGGGACUGGCUAGGGCUCGUCGUACGGCGGCGGCGGGUCGCGCUACGGCGCGGGCGGCGAGUACCACUCGGGCGCCGCGCAGCCGCCAGGUGUGCACCCGCACCCGCACCACGCGCCCAAACACUUCACCGCCAACGAGUUUAACAAGGAGUGGCCCGCCGCCUAGUGCGCGCCUCGCCCGCCUCCCCACACGCACGCCCCUCGCCCUCCCGCCGCCCGUCUCGCACCUCCGCGCGCCACCGCGCACCGCGCGCACCUCUUCUGACAACGACAGUUAACGAUCCGUAAUGUUCAGACGAUCUAUUUGGUGCGAUUGGUAACGCGAGAGUGCCGAAACGGACGGUAAAACACGACAGAUCGAUUUUCAACACUAGCGACACUGUACCAGAUUAUGGACCGACCAGCUCGACCCGCGAACGUAGAUUUUAUAUGACACGGGAUGUUCGUUUUUAUAGAUACUUUCGAUGACUGCUUAGCACUUUUUGACGAUAAAUAUACUUUAUUGUAGUUUGAAAAAAAAUAAAAAUAAAAUCAUGUUGCCUGUUAGUUACGAAACUCGAAUGAAAUGAAAUAUAAGAAGUUAAAUUUUAUAACAAUGCAAUAUAAUAUUAAAAUAAUGAUGAUUGAUAACUUUAGUAACGUGUUGAAACGUACCCAAUUUUUAAGAAGUAAUUUUAAAAAAAAAAUCCAACGACUGCAUUAACACAAACCCACACGCGUACUUUAAUUUUAGUCGUAAUCAAAUUAAUUGUAAUUAAACUAAAUUUAGAUAAUGACAAUGAUCGUUCAGAUGUGUUUACAAAGGAAGCGUAAGGUAGCAGGAAGUUGUUCUUGUUUUCCCUCCCCGAGUCUCGCGGCUCCGUGUCCGAAGCACGCCGAGGUGUGCGUGUACAUCUCUGUACACAAAAGUUUCUUUAUCUUUUUAUUAUUCUAUUUUGGAUGUGGGCUCCUUUUAACGUUUUAUUUUACUUCGUACUUUGAUAGCGUCAAAGAAUUAUCUUUUCGCGUUUAUAAAAUGAUUUCUUUUAAUAACACCACGUAAUGUAUCGAUGGGAUCUCGCUAUUUCGUGUAGUGGUGAUGUUACGAAGUGUAGAUGUAAGCGCCACGAACGCUCCGCGCACAAUUGACAGACACAAUGUUAAAACAAGGCCAAUUUAGGGAAAAUUACCUAAACAACUUAACUUAAGCUAAUGACUUGUAUAAAUAUUUGGUAUAUAUAUCGAUAUGUAUGUUUAAUAUUAGAAUUUUGGUUAUUUACCACCCACUAGACUUAGGAAAAUGGUAGGGAUGUAAUGAAAUAAUUAUGUGUUAAUAUUUAACAAAGCAAAGUAUGACUGAACGUGAUUUUAAUAUUUUUAAUUUCCCGUUGUUAAAAAAAGGGGAGCAAUUCUGUAUAAAUAUUAUUCGUAAUUAUAAUUAUUUUCUUAUAUGGAUUUUAGUUUUUUAUCGCAAUUUUAAGUUUAUAUGGAACUUAUACUUUAAUGAAUUUUUACCUGCCAAAUUGUUAUAACGAGCAAACGAUAACGUAUUUGUUAAGUGAUAAAGCUCAAGCAUUUAGGAUAUAGAGCAGUCGGCCUCGCCGGCGCCCUCCGCACCCUUCGCGCGGACUCUUGUACAUACAUAUAUAUACUUACUUGUGUGUAAAACAUAAUUUUAAUCGAUUCUCUCGUCACAUAGUUUUAAAGUUUUUAAUUUAUGUGAUCGCCAAAUAUAUUUAAAAGCUAUAUAGGGGUUAUACGGCGGUGGCGGCCCCUCGCGCUCGCCCGCUCCCUCACAAAGUGAGUUAUAAUUUAAAGUAACAUUUUUAGAUUAAAUUUAAUGUUAGUCCUUUACUGUACUAUAUCGCUCAAUCAUUUGACCGAUCGACUGAUUAAAAUUUUAGUGAUAAGCUAAGUAAUGUAAUCGCGAGCGGGGCGGCGAGCGCGCCGCGGGCCGGACCUGUUCCUUUAAGUUAAUGCUAGAUACGCGGCCGGCGCCACGCGCGGUCACAUUUGUUAUAAAUGUUUUAAUAGGAAAAUUGUUGAUAAUUACAUUGAAUGCAUAAUUUGAUAGUAUAGGGUUAUUUAAGAUCGCACCGUAAGUAAAGUAUAAUUUAUCUAUGACUAUGAGGAGUAAUGUGAGACGUAAGCGUUUAUAAGUGACGCGGUCCGGCGAAAGGUGCGGAGUCCCAAAUUUAAUGCUAAAUCAUAGAAAAAACGCCUUACAUUGUGAUGUUCAUAGUUAAAGCGCAUAUUGGUACAUUUCUUAUAGCUCUAUUAUAUUACACACGACUGAAACACAUCAUUAUGUAGGAAGUUGAAACUUGUACCUUAAAACGAUAUAUUGAAAUAUUAUUAAUAAUUACUAAAUGAUGUCGGUGCCUAUUUGCCCACUACUAGGUUACGUGUAGUUGUGCCCGUUUCUUACCGCUCCUUUACUCUUACCUGAUCGUUCCUAUGUAAGUUAGGUUUAAUUUGUCUCGAUUCAUUCCUCAGUAACGAUACGCGUCCUAAUAUACUGUCGCUGUAAGUCCUGUUUUAUAAGUUCGCUUAGACGGCACGUUCGAGUCGCUUUUACUUGGCAUUUGUAUCGUCGAUCGACUAACCAGUAACCCGCUGCCCAUUGCGCCGUCGCGCCGUCGCACCGUCGCACUCCGCGGGCGAGUGGCUCCGCCCACGCGGCCGCGCUCGCCCGCGCCGCCCGCACCCGCCCGCACCCGCCCGCUCCGGCGCGGGCGGCGACUUGUGCGACGUGUCGUGUCCGCAUUUUGGUUCUAAUUUACUUACUGUAGGUUUAAUAUACAACCACCGAUGAAGUGAUGACAUUGUUCACGUCUGUUUAAUGUUAGGAAAUGAUGCCUUACAAAAAGUUAAGUGAAUAUAGAGAUGAUUUAUAUUAUGUUAAUUUCAGUGAUAUUAAAUUAGCACUAAGGUGUCUUUUAGAUACGGGCUCGGUACCCGGACUCACAAAACCUUCGGAACAAUUUGUAAGAAGUUAGUUUGUAAUUAACCAUCGUGGCAAUCUUCUAAGUAACAUAAAGAGUAUAAUUUAUUUAAAUAAAGUAUAAUAUGUAUUAGAAAUUUUAGAUUUACUCAACAUUAAACUUAGUGCAAAUUAUUGUGAGAAAUCAAUUGAGACUAUUUAUAUGGGUUUUUAAUUAUUAUUAUAUAGGAGAAGAGCAUAAAAUAUUGGAUGAAUUUAUUAAUUAAAAAUAGUUAGCAAAAUACAAUACGGUAAGACUCGUUAGAGGCUCGUCUGUCAAAUGUGUUCCGCGGGCGUGACGCGGCGCGCUCAUCUCGGGCACUUGCAUCAGUUGCAUUUUAAUAUUACACUGAGUAAUAUCGACAUAAGAUAUACACUGUAUCUUAAUAAUAAUGUUUAUGGAAUAAUAUUUUAAUCAUGGCUUAACUGUAGUACUGUUGUGUAGUUAACCUUUCGACUCUUGUUUGUAUUACUUUAUAUAAUAUAGUGUACGCGGUUUUUUAUAUGUGUAUGUUUAUUCAAGUAGUAACAUGUUUGUGUAAAAGUGUAUUUUGGUAUAAUAAUUAUGAUAUCUCGCGCGCGCGGUUUUGUCUGUGUAGUGCCGCGCGGGCGCUUGCAUAAAUAAACUUAUGAUCGUAAUUGACUAAUUAUAUUAUAUGAGACCCCUAGUGUUAACGUUAGAUUAGCAGGACUCUUUUUAAGUUUAUUUUCUACUCGUCUAAAAGAAUUGCAUUUAGUCAAAGGCAUCGGCAGCUAACAGUCGAUUCUUACUAUAGUCGGUUCUAAAGUUAUUUUUAAAACAAUGCAGGUAUUAUUAAUAUAAAAUCCUCGUAUUUAUACUAGAUUUAUAUACUAUAAAUGUAAUUAUUGAACACACUAUCGUAAAAUAAAUUGCACGGGCUUAACAGUUAAUUAUAACAUUAAUUAUUAUAAAACUUAGGGCAAGUUGUUAUUUAUUUCUGUUUUAAUUAAAAUUUUGAUGUUGAUUAUUUUUUAAAAUAUUUUUUUUUUCAUUAUAGUGGAUAAAGUACAUAAUUCUCGAUCGAUUAGAUUACAAAAUUAUUAGGUGAACUAUCGACUGAUGUACAAUAUUUAAAGUAAUGGUUACUUACGGCAAUAUAUAAGUUUUACUUUACGCGGCUCCACUACGGGGCGCUGUAUUUAUACUGUAUUAAUUUCGUAUAAAAUGUAAUUAAUUGGAAGCGGCGACCGCGACCGAGCCACAUAUUAAGCAUGUUACGAUUGUAAGACUAUUAUCUAGAUUUGUUGUAACUCGUAAUGUUGUAACUCGUAAUGUACCACUAGCCCUAAGGCCCGAGCGAGCGCGCGCGCGCCGCGCCGUCGCGCCGCCCCGGCGCCGCCGCGCGCGCGCGCUCGCCACUAUUAUAUAUAAAAAGGAAAAUUAUGAUAGACUUACACGUGCGUCCUUGUUGUUUCUUUUUUAACGAUUACCUAAUGAUAAUUAGUUAAUUACGGUUUUAAUAAUUAAUUUUAACCGAAGCACUAAAAUAUUAAGACGAGAAGCUUGUACGCGAUAAAACAUUCGAUGUAACGAUUCGAAGUGCUAUCACAGAAAAUAAUAACACUUAAGGUUUUUCGAAGUAGAAAUUAUGCAUUAUUCAUAUUAGGUAUUUUGGGUAUAUAUUAGUUAGUUUUAACUGGUAACAUAAGUAUGUAGUUUGUAAUGUAAUGAAAAAAUAAACAGUUUGUCGUAGUUUCCUAUUAUUAAGCUUCUUCUAUCUUAAUGGUUUAAGUAAUACUACUGGUUGAAUAAUUUAAAAAAUAUUAAUAUUACCACUGCAAAUAUUUGAGAUAUCUUAUGAUGAAAUAUAUAUCUACUUUAAGGACAUUAUAAAACGUAGAUAAUUAAAAGAAAUCAAAAAUUUCAAAAUA
Messenger RNA from Vanessa tameamea, 7574 nucleotides. RefSeq names its product heterogeneous nuclear ribonucleoprotein 27C (gene Hrb27C). Gene Ontology annotation, molecular function: mRNA binding. The coding region runs from base 123 to 1376 and encodes 417 amino acids. The transcript has 9 exons. Gene Ontology annotation, biological process: regulation of translation. The record is from RefSeq and is a predicted model, not a curated record. NCBI's taxonomy places the organism in Eukaryota, Metazoa, Arthropoda, Insecta, Lepidoptera, Nymphalidae.